AUGGGGGUUAAUUCUCUUAAGAGGAAGAGAAAUAGUGCUAUUAUCAAGAAAUCUAAGGCGGACAUGUUUUUGAUACAAGAAACAAAGAUUACUAAUAUGGAGGAUGGUUGGGAUAAAAGUUUUUGGAACUCUCAGGAGAUUGGAUUUUCAUUUUCAAACUCUUUGGGUAGGUCGGGAGGUUUGAUCACAUUAUGGGAUCAAAAUAAUGUGGAGGUUGUGAGUAGUUUUAAAGGUGAUGGGUACUUGGGCACGAAGGUGGAGUGGAAGAAUAGUAUUUACUACAUUGUCAACAUUUACUCUUCUUGUCUUUUGAGUAAAAAGAAAGAGUUGUGGAAGAAGCUUUUAGAGUUGCAAAAUACCUUCAACGACGGUGAGUGGAUUAUGGGAGGGGACUUUAACGCUAUAAAAAAUUCUAGAGAAAGGAAAGGGAGGAUGGUGGUGCCGAAUCAUUGUGAAAUGGAACUUUUUUCGGAAUUCAUUGAUGAAAGUUCUUUGGUGGAUGUUCCGUGCAAAGGUAAAAAAAUUUCUUGGUUUAGCGGUGACGGAAAAUCCAUGAGUCGUUUAGACCGCUUUCUUGUUUCUAGUAGCAUCGUUUCUAAUUGGGGUGUGGUUGGUCAAUUAAUUGGUGAUAGAGACAUCUUGGAUCAUUGCCCGGAAGCCGCGUUUACUGUUCAUACGGUCACUAUUCACGAAAUUCUUGAAGCUUGUACGAAUUGA
This is a messenger RNA of Vicia villosa (hairy vetch), 717 nucleotides long. RefSeq lists its product as uncharacterized. Gene Ontology annotation, biological process: base-excision repair. Gene Ontology annotation, cellular component: nucleus. The record is from RefSeq and is a predicted model, not a curated record. Bases 1 to 717 code for a protein of 238 amino acids. Gene Ontology annotation, molecular function: double-stranded DNA 3'-5' DNA exonuclease activity; phosphoric diester hydrolase activity; DNA binding. The transcript has 2 exons. Lineage: Eukaryota; Viridiplantae; Streptophyta; Magnoliopsida; Fabales; Fabaceae.